AGUAAUGUUGUCAAAUGACAAACUAGGAGAGAACCAAAUGUAGCGUAAGAAGUCUCGCCUAAUCAACGGAGAGCAAUAUUGUCCUUGAGCUAGUUCAGUUAUUAGGAACAAGAUUUAGACAUAUUAAUAAGACAUUUCCAAUCAAAGAUUGAUCAAGGAAAUAUUGUUAUAUUGCGAGGUUGGGGUAUAACACUACAAAAUGUUUGGCUUCAAGGAAGCCGUGAUUGGAGAGUCAACCACAAACUAUGUAGAAUAAGAUUAUUAACCGUUUCAAGUAUUGAGAUAACAGGGUAAUUUUGUCUUUUAAGCAUGAAAAGGCUAUUGUGGUGACCGGUAAAAAAGUUUGGUCAAAGUGAAAAAUGAACAUGUUGACGUAGUCAUUUUAAAAAGUACCCCUAGGUUAUCCUUUUAUUAAAUAAUAAUUGAAAUAUUAAUGAGUGAAAUUCAAACUAAAAAUUCGUCAAUGAACUUCUUGAUAGCAACUUUAUCUCAAAUAAUUAGAUUAAUUUAUGCAAGCUUGUUGAAAUCAAUUUUAUUGAUGUGAAAGGAAACUACCCUAUAUUUUAAUUAAUUUAAGCUUUGUAGAAAUGGUUAGUGUGUGUCUGGUAAUGAAUUUGGGUUGGAUCAAUGGAAGAAGAAGAGGGUAUUGUUGUCUCUCCUUUAAUUUCUAAGCAACAAACAAGGCAUGGAGAAAGUCAUUCAAAUUUUAUUGAAGAGUUGAUAGGAGAAGCAAAGCAGCAGUUAAAUUUGGCAUUGCCUUUGAUAGUAGUAAACAUUUUGCAGUAUUGUUUACAAGUGAUUUCGAUUAUGUUUGUUGGCCACUUGGGAGAGUUGCCUCUCUCUAGUGCUUCCAUGGCUACUUCUUUUGCUUCCGUCACUGGCUUCAGUGUAUUGCUAGGAAUGGGCAGUGCGUUGGAAACACUGGCUGGGCAAGCCUAUGGGGCAAAACAAUACCAUAUGCUCGGUAUUUACACCCAACGAGCAAUCUUAGUUCUUUUAUCGUUUAGCAUUCCCGUCUCAUUCAUUUGGUUCUACACUAGCACCAUUCUUAUAACUUUUGGUCAAGAUCAAGAUAUAUCUAUUGGAGCAGGAGUAUUUAAUUGCUGGAUGAUCCCGGGCCUUUUUCCUUAUGGCAUCCUCCAAUGUCUCAACAGAUUUUUGCAGACACAAAAUAUUGUAAUUCCUAUGGUGAUAAGCUCUGGAAUCGCAGCUUUGUUGCAUAUUUUCAUAUGUUGGCUUUUCGUGUUUAAAAUCGAGCUUGGAAUCAAAGGAGCAGCUUUGGCUAAUGCCAUCUCAUAUUGGAUCAAUGUGCUAUUGUUGGCACUAUAUAUCAAGUUCUCCUCAGCUUGCUCAGAAACUUUCAUAGGUUUUUCAAGAGAAGCCUUUGAUAAUUUACUCGGAUUUUUAAAGCUUGCAAUUCCUUCAGCAAUAAUGAUAUGCUUGGAAUACUGGUCAUUUGAAAUGGUAGUCCUUUUAGCCGGUCUUCUCCCAAAUCCAAAACUAGAGACAUCAGUAUUAUCUAUAAGCCUUAACACGUGUUGGAUGGUGUAUAUGAUCUCAGUCGGUCUGGGUGGUGCUAUAAGUACGCGGGUUUCAAAUGAAUUGGGUGCUGGGCGCCCACAAUGUGCACGUAUAGCUAUAUGUGUAGCAACAGGGAUUGCCAUUUUAGAGGGUGUAAUUGUUGGAACAACGACCAUUCUGGUUCGGCAUGUUUGGGGGAAGUUGUACAGCAACGACGAAGAAGUUAUCAGAUAUGUAGAAAAAAUCAUGCCUAUAUUAGCAUUGUCCGACUUUCUGGACGGAUUUCAAUGUGUGCUAUCAGGGGCGGCUAGAGGAUGCGGAUGGCAAAAUUUAUGUGCAUUCAUCAACCUUGGAGCCUAUUAUGUUGUGGGAAUACCUUCUGCUGUGCUUUUUGCAUUCGUCAUUCACGUUGGAGGACUGGGACUAUGGAUGGGGAUUAUUUGUGGACUUUCCAUUCAAGCCAUUGCACUCUUGAUGGUAAAUCUUUGCACUAAUUGGGAUAGUGAGGCGAAAAAGGCCAUAGAUAGAGUUCAAAAAUCCAAGGUCAACAUUAACAAUUGUGGUUUAGUCUGUUGAUGUCAAGUUUAUGCUGUAUGACUGUGAUUACUAAAAAACAAUAGAAGUUCAUUAUCUUUGUAGAA
Molecule: messenger RNA, 2162 nt
Organism: Olea europaea var. sylvestris
Lineage: Eukaryota; Viridiplantae; Streptophyta; Magnoliopsida; Lamiales; Oleaceae
Product: protein DETOXIFICATION 16-like
Exons: 8
Coding region: 628-2097 (489 amino acids)
Biological process (GO): xenobiotic detoxification by transmembrane export across the plasma membrane
Cellular component (GO): membrane
Molecular function (GO): xenobiotic transmembrane transporter activity; antiporter activity
Source: RefSeq, a predicted model, not a curated record